Messenger RNA from Cottoperca gobio, 4051 nucleotides. RefSeq names its product NACHT, LRR and PYD domains-containing protein 12-like. The record is from RefSeq and is a predicted model, not a curated record. Lineage: Eukaryota; Metazoa; Chordata; Actinopteri; Perciformes; Bovichtidae. Bases 280 to 3828 code for a protein of 1182 amino acids. Gene Ontology annotation, molecular function: protein binding. The transcript has 11 exons.
GCGGUUGCAGCAGCAGGACGGAGGAAUGUGACGGUGUCCGUGUGCUCCACUUCACCUCUGCGGAACUCCUCAUGGGAAGAAACGCACAGAACUUCCCCGGGAGUUUGAGACACAUGUGGUCUAACACUGGAGCUCUGAGCAGGAGUGGCAGCCCUGGAGGAGGCAGUAAAAGUGUGUUUUUCAGUGGAAAGAGGAACAGAGAGAAACACUUCCUCGUGGUGAAACCGCUCACAGUUGAUUCUUCUGCUGCUCAACAUUUUAUCUCUGCAGGGAGAAAAGAUGGCGACACCUAAAGUGGUCCUCUUGAGAACUUUACAAGAGUUGGGAGCAGAGGACUUUAAAACAUUCAAGUGGUACCUGCAGCUGCCAGGGGAAUUAGAAGGCUUCCCAGCAAUCCCAAAGAGUCAACUAGAGGAUGCAGACCGGGUGGACACGGUGGAUCAGAUGGUUCAGAACUAUUGCAUGAACACUAUUAAAGUGGCUACAAUAGUUUUGGGGAAAAUAGAUCAGAAUGAACUAGCAGUGAAUUUAUCAAAGACAACAUCAGAACCUACAGAGAUUCUUGCUGAGUGCCAAGCUAAACUCAAAUCAAAUCUGAAGGAAACUAUUCUAGGUGUAGAUUUCAAAAUUGGGGUCUCUGGUUCCGAUAUACAUGAAAUCUUCACGGAGAUCUACAUCACAAUGGAAGAGACUGAAAAACUCAACAUGGAACAUGAGAUCAGACAGAUUGAAAUAGCAGCCAGGAAACCAGACAGACCAGAGACAACAAUCAGACAAGAAGACAUCUUUAAACCCCGACCUGGAAGAGAUAAACCAACCAGAGCAGUGAUGACAAAGGGAGAGGCUGGCAUUGGGAAAACAGUCUUAACACAGAAGUUCACUCUGGACUGGGCUGAAGACAAAGCCAACCAGGACAUACAGUUCACAUUUCCCUUCACUUUCAGAGAGCUGAAUGUGUUGAAAGAGAAAAGGUUCAGCUUGGUGGAGCUUGUUCAUCACUUCUUUACUGAAACCAAAGAAGCGGGAAUCUGCAGGUUUGAACAGUUCCCGGUUCUGUUAAUCUUUGACGGUCUGGAUGAGUGUCGACUUCCUCUGGACUUCCACAACAACGAGAUCCUGACUGAUGUUACAGAGUCCACCUCAGUGGAUGUGCUGCUGAUAAACCUCAUCAGGGGGAAACUGCUUCCCUCUGCUCACCUCUGGAUAACCACACGACCUGCAGCAGCCAAUCAGAUCCCUCCUGAGUGUGUGGGCAUGGUGACAGAGGUCAGAGGGUUCACUGACCCACAGAAGGAGGAGUACUUCAGGAAGAGAUUCAGAGAUGAGGAGCAGGCUGACACAAUCAUCUCCCACAUCAAGACAUCACGAAGCCUCCACAUCAUGUGCCACAUCCCAGUCUUCUGCUGGAUCACUGCUAAUGUUCUGGGGGAGGUGUUGAAAACUGGAGAGCUGCCCAAGACCCUGACUGAGAUGUACAUCCACUUCCUGGUGGUUCAGUCCAAAGUGAAGAACGUCAAGUAUAAAGGAGUGACUGAGACAGAUCGAUACUUGGAGACAAUUGAGUCUCUGGGAAAACUGGCUUUUGAGCAGCUGCAGAAAGGCCACCUGAGCUUCUAUGAAUCCGAUCUGACAGAGUGUGGCAUUGAUAUCAAAGCAGCCUCUGUGUACUCAGGAGUGUUCACACAGUUCUUUAUAGAGGUGAGAGGAAUGCACAAUAUCCCAGUGUUCUGCUUCGUCCAUCUGAGCAUUCAGGAGUUUCUGGCUGCUCUUCAUGUCCAUCUAACAUUCUUCACCUCUGGUGUCAAUCUGCUGUCAGAAGUAAAUUUGUGGAAUAAAAUAUUUGGAGGGACACCUCUCUACCAGAGUGCUGUGGACAAGGCCUUGCAGAGUCCAAAUGGACACCUGGACUUGUUCCUUCGCUUCCUCCUGGGUCUUUCACUGCAGACCAAUCAGACUCUCCUACGAGUUCUGCUGACACAGACAGGAAGUUGCUCACAGGAAAUCAAUCAGGAAACAGUCCAGUACAUCAAGAAGAAGAUCAGUAAGGAUCUGUCUCCAGAGAGAAGCAUCAACCUGUUCCACUGUCUGAAUGAACUGAAUGAUCGUUCUCUAGUGGAGGAGAUACAACAGUCCCUGGUAUCAGGAAGUCUCUCCACAGAUAAACUGUCUCCUGCUCAGUGGUCAGCUCUGAUCUUCAUCCUACUGUCAUCAGGAAAAGAUCUGGACUUGUUUGACUUGAAGAAAUACUGUGCUUCAGAGGAGGCUCUUCUGAGGCUGCUGCCAGUGGUCAAAGCCUCCAACAAAGCUUUGCUGAGUGGCUGUAACCUUUCAGAGAGAAGCUGUGAAGCUCUGUCCUCAGUUCUCAGCUCCCAGUCCUCUAGUCUGAGAGAGCUGGACCUGAGUAACAACAAUCUGCAGGAUUUAGGAGUGAAGCUGCUGUCUGUUGGACUGGAGAGUCCACACUGUACACUGGAAACUCUCAGUCUGUCAGGCUGUUUGAUCACAAAGGAAGGCUGUGCUUCAUUGGCCUCGGCUCUGAGCUCCAACCCCUCCCAUCUGAGACAGCUUGACCUGAGCUACAAUCAUCCAGGAGACUCAGGAGUGAAGCUGCUUUCUGCGGGACUGGAGGAUCCACACUGGAGACUGGACACUCUCAGGCUGAGUGGCUGUAACCUCUCAGAGAGAAGCUGUGAAGUUAUGUCCUCAGUUCUCAGCUCCCAGUCCUCUAGUCUGAGAGAGAUGGACCUGAGUAACAACAACCUGCAGGAUUCAGGAGUGAAGCUGCUGUCUGCUGAACUGGAGAGUCCACACUGUACACUGGAAACUAUCAGGCUGAGUGGCUGUGACCUCUCAGAGAGACGCUGUGAAGCUCUGUCCCCAGUUCUCAGCUCUCAGUCCUCUAGUCUGAGAGAGCUGGACCUGAGUAACAACAAUUUGCAGGAUUCAGGAGUGAAGCUGCUGUCUGUUGGACUGGAGAGUCCACACUGUACACUGGAAACUCUCAGUCUGUCAGGCUGUUUGAUCACAAAGGAAGGCUGUGCUUCAUUGGCCUCAGCUCUGAGCUCCAACCCCUUCCAUCUGAGAGAGCUGGACCUGAGCUACAAUCAUCCAGGAGACUCAGGAGUGAAGCUGCUGUCUGCGGGACUGGAGGAUCCACACUGGAGACUGGACACUCUCAGGGUGGACCAUGGUGGAGAGCAGAGGUUAACACCUGAUGUGAGGAGGUACUCCUGUGAACUCACACUGGACACAAACACAUUGAACAGAACGCUCAUAGUGUUUGACAACAACAGGAAGGUGACACGGGUGAGAGAGAAGCAGCCAUAUCCUGAUCAUCCAGAGAGAUUUAACAUCUGGCCUCAGCUGCUGUGUAGAACCGUUCUGACUGGUCGCUGUUACUGGGAGGUCGAGUGGAGAGGAAGAGUUCAUGUAGCAGUGACUUACAGAGGAAUCAGAAGGAGAGGAGACAGUGUUGACUGUGUGUUUGGAAGUAAUGAUCAGUCCUGGAGUCUGUACUGCUCUGAUGGUGGUUACUCUGUCUGGCACAAUAAGAAAGUAACACACCUCCAUCCCUCCUCAUCCUCCAUCACCUCCUCCUCCUCCAUUACCUCCUCCUCCUCCCCCUCUGGUAGAGUAGCAGUGUAUGUGGAUUGUCCUGUUGGCUCUCUGUCCUUCUACAGAGUCUCCUCUGACACACUGAUCCACCUCCACACCUUCAGCACCAUCUUCACUGAUCUUCUUCAUCCUGGGUUUGGGUUCUGGCCAUCUGCCUCCUCAGUGUCUCUGUGUCCUCUAUUGGAGGAAACAACUUCCAGUCCUGUGGUUUAGAUGUUGGUGGUGGACGAGGCUUCACUUUGGUUCACAUUUGGCUCACUGAUUGUGUCUUUACUGUCACAGAUGUUAUUUUAUAAGAAAUGGUGAAAUGAUUUCCUCAGAGCUGAACUUGUUGUGUACAAACUGUGUUGACUUUGAUACUUUAAUGACGUUUUCUUUGGAGCAGCAUGAAGCUGCUAAUAAUGUCUAUGGUGAUUGUUAAUGAGUUCAAUAAAGU